Molecule: messenger RNA, 189 nt
Organism: Prorocentrum cordatum
Lineage: Eukaryota; Dinophyceae; Prorocentrales; Prorocentraceae
Source: the annotation of a GenBank genome assembly
AUGGCGCGCUGCUACAACGGGGUCACCUACCUCGCCGCCAAGGCCGCCACGGAGCUGCCCCUGGACGCCGCCUGCGCCGUGCUCUUCGCGGUGGUGGUGCACUGGCUCUGCGCCCUCCGCGCGGACCUGCCGAGCUUCGCGGCGGGGGUGGGUGGCGGGGGCGGCGCGGGGCAGGGGAGCCAGGGGUAG